UGUCUCUCUUGACUCUCCUCCGCCUCCCCUCCCGUCCCUCCGCCUCCAUGGACGCCUACCCCCACCACCGCCGCUUCGCCGUCUCCGGCGACGCCCCCCCGCCGCCGCCGCCGCCGCAGCCGCAGCCUCCACCUCCCUCCCACGCGAGCCCGCACUGGUACCCCGGGCCGUCCCCACCGCCGUACCCUCCCCACGCCAACCACCCUUUCCCUCCCCAGCACCACCAGUGGGGACCACCCCACCCUCCGCCGCCGCUGCCGCAGCAGCCGCCGCCGUAUGGGUACCAUCCCUCCCUCCCUCCGAUGCCGAUGCAGCCGCCGCCUCCUGCGGCGGGGAAUCCCUGGCCUCCUCACCACGCCGCUGCCCAGCCACCGCCGCCCAGCUACCCGCCGCCGCCUCCGGGCCAGGGCUGGGCCAAUCAUUCGUGGGCUCAAAGUCAUGGAUACGCAGGGCAUGGAAAUGAGGAAGAUUGGGCUACAAAGGCGAAGGCAUGGGCUGCUGCUAAAUCUGUUACAGAAAACCAUCAUAUUCAACAGCAUGCCAUAUCCGCAAAUAGGCCAGAAGUUCAUAAUUACGGUUACCAGGAUCAGUAUCAGCAACCAGCUGGUCUGCCCGCAGAACCUUUACGCCCGCCAAUCCCUCAGUCAAGUAAUGACCAGUUGCCAUUUCAAAUGACAGGACAGCACAGGGAAACAAACUAUCUGCCAGAUGGAGGUCCAUUGGCGCCACCAGCAAAGAACUUUGGUUCAUUUCCAUCCGCCUAUGAGCAGGAGGUAUCUUAUAAUUAUCCUUCUACUCCAGGUGUUGGGAAUGCUAUGAUUCAAUAUCCAAGCUCGCAGACUCAGCUACCUCCAACUGCCUCAGCAAUGCAAGACGGAUUUCCACAAGCGCCUUCCAGUAUGCAUAUUGCUCCCUCACUGGAACAACCUCAUUUUGGGCAUGAUGGGCAGUCUUCCAAGAUUGCAGUUGAUCCCAGUGAUCAACCUUUAGAAUUUAAUAGUAGGAAAGCUCCUGAUAUGGCAGUGCACAGAACAGCAAAUUUCAAUUCUAAUAUUCCAGCAGCUCCAAUAGCAGCAUCUGAUCAUGAUGCACAUUCAGCACCAGCGCAAUCAUGGAUUCCAUCUACUACAGUACUUUUUCCUCAAGCUUCAGUACCACCACAAGCAGCACAGAUGGACCCUUCAGUUCAUGCUGCACCACUCUUUGGAGCAGUUUCUGGUUCAAGCUAUAUUCCACCUGCAGCAUUUGGAGUUGGUAAUGUGACAGAAGCAUUCCCUGUGGAUGCAAACACUCCUUUUAAUGUCACAGAAAGAUCAAAGAAACCUCCAGUGCCUAACUGGCUUCGCGAAGAACUUUUGAAGAAGAAAUCUACAUCAGUGAGUGCUUCGGUGCAACACUCAACAGAGUUCCACUCCAAGGGAUCUGAAGAUGCUGAAAAAACACUUAAAAGUUCUGAUCAGGCUGACAGCAGAAGCGUAGAUUCAGCUAAAUCUACUGAUGAUGAUGAAGAAGAUGAGGACGAAAUUGAAGCAGCCCGGAUGGCAGCAAUGAACCAGGAAAUUAAGCGUGUAUUAACUGAAGUUCUCUUAAAGGUUACUGAUGAUCUUUUUGAUGAGAUCGCGACAAAAGUAUUGAAUGAAGAUGAUCCAUCAGCUGAACCAAAUGAGCCCACUAGAGUUUCUAGUGUGAAGGGGCCUGGUCUGGGAGAAUCAAAACCAAAGGUCUCAGCUAAAGUUGUUGUCCCUGCUAAGCCAACUAAUGUUAGCUCAGCUGAUCAUUCUGAUGGUACUGGGUUAAGUUCCCCUAAAGGCGCUCUUCUUGGCCUUGCUAGUUAUGAUUCAGAUGAUGAGGACGAUGAGGGUGAUAAUGAGGAUAAGGUUCCAGUUUCAAACUUAUCGUCUGAAACUAAAGCUGGCGCAGCUCGUCCAGGAGAAGGUGAAAAAGCCACUGAUGGUGAACAGCAUGGAAAUCAUAAUGAAAGAAAUUCUGUGGUCCAAAAUGCUUCAUUAGGCGAAGAUCGUAAAUUUAAUGAUGAAAUGUCUCAUAGGAACUCAAGUGCAGAACUUAAACAAGAGCUACGUGUUCAUGACACACAUAGUAGGGAAUUUCCUUCAGAUGCCAAAAUAUCAAGUCAGCCGAAGGAUGUGGCUCCUACCCUGGAUGAGAAGGCACAUGGAUAUUCCCAAAAUGGAAAAGUUCCACCUUCAGGCAAUAAUGUUGAAAAUUUUAGCAAUAUGGAGAGCAGUCAAGGGCAUUUAGGGAAGAGCAGCAAUGAGGAAGAUUUUGUAAAGGAGCCAAAGGCUGUUCGAAGAAAAGAAUCCGAAUCUUCUUCCAAAAGAUAUAAUGAUGAUGAUAAAUCUAGCAUGUAUGGAAAUAUUGAUAAAAAGGGUAGCUUCAAGGAGGAAAAAGGAUCUGACAGGAGUGUGAGACAUGGAGCUGAUACAAGGGAACCCCGUUCCAGAGGAAACUCUAAGCAGGAUGAUGCAAAAGGAGAGAGAAAAGAUUAUCAAAAGGACGUAAGAGAGAAAAGCAGGGAUUCUGCAGAUAGAAGAGAGAAAGGGAAACAUGAAAAGGAGGAUAGGUCGAGGCAAACUACAAAGGGCUCAAGUAGUCAUAGCAGUAGAAGGUCAAGAUCACCAAGUGCGAGAAGUCGGACCAAGAAGGAGAGUUCUUCACAUCGAGAGAGUGUCUCAAGUGAUGAGCCUUCUGAUAAUUCGAAAAGGAGAAAACUUCAUUCAUGUAAAAGCAGCAUGUCCCCCUCACCCCCAAAAUCUAGGAACAGACGAGUUUCGCGGUCUCCACAUAGCAAGCAUUCUCACCGCAGGCAUUCGCCUUAUUCAUCUGCGGAAAGGAAGAAGCGUUCCAGAUCCAGAACUCCAGUCAAAAGAAGAUAGAAGAUACUUUUGAUUUCAAGAUGCCUCGACAUCCUUGUGAGGCGAUGUGUGGCAUAUCGCUGCAUCUUCUACUGAUUCAUUGAACAACGCAUUCCCACGGUAGCAAGAUGCCCGCGGAUCACCAGUGUAGAUAAGCUGGAGGUUUGCCCAUACAGAGGAUAUUAAAUCUUCUGUGCUAGCAGCCUAGCAGAGAGCAAUGUACUUAAUUAUUUUGUAGGCCUAGCGACCCACGCAAAUAUGACAUGUACCACCUUUCGAUUUCAUGUAUUCCAUCUUGAUUGUGGAAAAUUGGCAACGCCAACGCCCAGUAGGUGUGUACUGGCUUGCGAUUAUUUUUGUAGUUUUGAAGAUUACUGUUAUGUUUUUUUCUUGAAACGCAGAUUGUUCGUAUUAUUCUAUUUGGCUCGCCUAUCCA
Messenger RNA from Oryza sativa Japonica Group (Japanese rice), 3309 nucleotides. RefSeq lists its product as uncharacterized. The record is from RefSeq and is a predicted model, not a curated record. Lineage: Eukaryota; Viridiplantae; Streptophyta; Magnoliopsida; Poales; Poaceae.